AUGAAGGGCACGAUUCUUGCCUACAGCUUGCUGGCCGGAACGGCCUCAGCACACAUGCAGAUGUCCAAGCCCUAUCCCAUUCGCAGUCCGCUGAACAAGGACAGCGAUGCCGAAAAGGACUACUCUUACACCAACCCUCUCUCGUCAUCCGGAUCGGACUACCCUUGUAAGGGGUACGCCAAGGACAAGUUUGUGUCCGUGGCAACUUACCCACAGGGUUCUGAGCAGGAGAUGACCUUGGAGGGCAGUGCUACACACGAUGGCGGUUCUUGCCAACUCUCUCUUUCCUACGACCAGGGCGAGACGUUCAAGGUCAUUGAGUCUAUGCUUGGCGACUGCCCCAUCCCCAAGGACUACAAAUUCACUAUUCCUUCUGACGCCCCAGACGGUGACGCUCUCCUCGCCUGGACCUGGUUCAACAAGGUCGGCAACCGUGAAAUGUACAUGAACUGUGCCAUGGUCACCAUUGGCGGUGGUGGCGCCUCAAACACUCCCAACCACAAGCAUGACCACAAGAAGCCUGUUCACAAGGAAAUGUCCGAAGACAAGAAGGCCUCUCAUCCUCCCAUGGUCCUGGCUUCCGACCACCAGAUGGCUCCCCGUGACAUGGACAACAAGUUGACUGGGUUCGACAGCCUCCCUGCGAUGUUCGUUGCUAACGUUGGUGACAAGAGCCCUUGUGUGACCAUUGAGGGCGAAACUGUUGACUUCCCUCUCCCCGGUGACAACGUCAUUGGCACAUCGGAUGGCAAGGGUUACAAGUGCUCUGGCAGCGCUCCCUUCCUGGCAGCUGGCAGCAAUGACACGAAGAAUGCCCCCAGCACCAAGAAGACCACGGACGCUAAGAAGGAAAAGGAUGUCCCCGCUACUCCGAAGCACAAGGACGUUCCCGCUCCUGAAAAGCAGAAGGAUGCUACUAGCACCGAGAAGAACAUGCACAAGAUUGCUAAGAGCUUUGGCUCUUCCACUGCCGACCCUCGUGUCGCUUCUAGCGAGGCCGGCCUCUCAACUGAGGCCUCCACCAAUAACGAGUUCCAGAACUACGUUACUGGAUUCGCUUGCACGUCUGGCGAGAUCCUUUGCUCCCCCCGAUGGUUGGAGCUGGGCUAUGUGCUCCAACAGUCGCCCCAUUUACAUGGGAUCAGUCGCCGCUGGCAUGUCCUGUCGCUUCGGAGCCAUGGCUCCUGUUCCUCCUACUCACCGAUUCUGGUAAGCAUCUAUGACUACCUCUCGUUAGUUGCCUGUGAUUGGUGGUUCUUUUCCUUCGUGGGUCAUCUCCCGCCUCUAUAUGCUGGUGUUUGGCGCAUGUUCAACUUCCCCCCUGUCUUGAUCACUUAA
Molecule: messenger RNA, 1338 nt
Organism: Penicillium chermesinum
Lineage: Eukaryota; Fungi; Ascomycota; Eurotiomycetes; Eurotiales; Aspergillaceae
Product: putative extracellular protein
Exons: 1
Coding region: 1-1338 (445 amino acids)
Source: RefSeq, a predicted model, not a curated record